AUGCACAGCAAGAAGGGCAGUAGCAGCUGCAGAAGAGGGAUGGCAGGGGGAAGCAGGCGUACCAAGACAGCAGCAUCCUUCUGCCUGGCCUGGGCACUUUACCUGGCAACAGUCACCUUCUCUCAGCUGGCAGAUGGGAGGGAAGCCAGAGUAGACUGGACACAGGAGAAGUACUCCCACCAACCAAGUAUUUUAAAUUUUUCUGGUAUCCAGCAAGUUGCAGCACACACAGAUGUUUCUCAAAUGUGGCAAAAUGAUCUGCAUCCUAUACUGAUAGAGAGAUACCCAGGAUCACCAGGAAAUUAUGCUGUGCGUCAGCAUAUCAAGCGCCGUAUUCAAAGAUUGCAGGCUGGCUGGGUAGUCGAAGAAGAUACAUUUCAGGGAUACACGCCCUAUGGAUACCGAACGUUCUCAAAUAUCAUCAGCACCCUUAAUCCCUCUGCCAAGCGUCAUCUGGUACUUGCUUGCCACCAUGACUCAAAAUACUUCGGUCCACAGUGGGAUGGCAGAGUGUUUGUGGGAGCCACUGACUCAGCUGUGCCCUGCGCUAUGUUACUGGAGCUAGCACGUGCCCUGGACAGCCAGCUUCAGUCAAUGACGACCAGCUCAGCCUCCAGGCCAGAUCUUUCACUUAAACUGAUUUUCUUUGAUGGUGAAGAAGCCUUUGUGCGGUGGUCACCUACCGAUUCCCUCUAUGGAUCUCGACACUUAGCUCAGAAAAUGGAAUCUACUCCCCAUCCACCUGGUGCAACAAAUACAAACCAACUACAGAGCAUUGAUCUGUUUGUGUUACUGGAUUUAAUUGGUGCUUCAAACCCAACCUUUCCCAAUUAUUUUUCAAACACUGCCCGAUGGUUUAACAGACUUCAAGCAAUCGAACGAAAGCUACAUGGCUUGGGUUUGCUGAAGAAUCACCCUUCUGAAAGGCAGUAUUUCCGGGGUAACGCUGCUCCAGGGUUGAUUGAGGAUGACCAUAUUCCAUUUUUAAGAAGAGGGGUUCAAAUUCUUCACUUGAUCCCAUCCCCUUUCCCUAAGGUGUGGCACACUAUGGAGGACAAUGAACAAAACCUCAACAAACCCACCGUUGACAACCUCAACAAAAUCCUACAAGUGUUUGUGCUGGAAUAUCUCAAUCUGUGA
Molecule: messenger RNA, 1140 nt
Organism: Emys orbicularis (European pond turtle)
Lineage: Eukaryota; Metazoa; Chordata; Testudines; Emydidae
Gene: QPCT
Product: glutaminyl-peptide cyclotransferase
Exons: 7
Coding region: 1-1140 (379 amino acids)
Molecular function (GO): glutaminyl-peptide cyclotransferase activity; zinc ion binding
Source: RefSeq, a predicted model, not a curated record